Messenger RNA from Formica exsecta, 1619 nucleotides. RefSeq names its product skin secretory protein xP2-like. The record is from RefSeq and is a predicted model, not a curated record. The transcript has 6 exons. Lineage: Eukaryota; Metazoa; Arthropoda; Insecta; Hymenoptera; Formicidae. Bases 1 to 825 code for a protein of 274 amino acids.
AUGGCGCAAAAUGCCGUCAACGAGGCUCGGAGAAAGCGAGGGGCGCGUUACGUCGAAGGCGAACAAGCUGAAGCUCCUGUGGCGGAACCACCGCCACCGGAACCGACACCGACGCCAGAACCAGCGCCAGCCCCGACUCCAGCUCCGGCCCCGCCAGCGGAACCUGUUCCUACGCCAUCACCAGCGCCCUCACCGGCACCUCCAGCCGAAGGUGCUCCAGCAGCUCCUCCCGCAGAAGGUGUCCCACCGGCGGAAGGUGCUGCGCCAGCACCUGCUGAAGGUGCGCCACCAGCAGCUCCAGCAGAGGGUGCUGCACCAUCUGCGGAAGGUGUUGUACCACCGGCGGAAGGAGCUGUACUUCCGGCCGAAGGAGCUGCACUUCCGGCCGAAGGAACCGCACCUGUUGCUCCUGCGGAAGGAACAGCGCCGCCAGCGGAAGGUGCACCCGCUGAAGGAGCACCUCCAGCCGAAGGUUCUGCACCCGUUACUGCUCCUGCCGAGGGUGCACCUGUAGAGGGAACACCAGUAGAAGGUGCAACACCAGCAAUACCGGAAGGAACUCCUGCGGCUCCGCCAACGGAAGGAGCUCCCUCAGCCGAAGGAAUUGCCCCUGCCGCAGCUCCAGCAGAAGGUGCACCAGUCGCACCCCCCGAAGGAGCCGCAUCCGCCGCUGCGCCCGCAGACGCGACAUCUGCAACUCCAGCGGAAACCGCACCGGCGCCCGCCGAAACUAAUCUAGUUUUGAUAUUGCGAGUUACAAUCCGCAUCAGAGGCAAUCCCGCGCUAAAGAGCGCGAAAUACAUCAUGAAUGCACCUGCAUCGUAACUUGGGCGGAAAAGAGGGCAAAAAGCGAGAGAAAGAGAGAAAGAGAGAGAGAGAGAGAGAGCGAAGGAUCACACACUUUGCCGCAUAUUUUCCUCUCGUUGACGUCAAACUUUGCGGAACAUCUGCACGUUCAACAGUAACGAACGGAUAUGAGACCGCGGCCUAUAUGAUAUCGUGGCUCGCACUUUUCUUAUCGUCAUCAUCAUUAUCAUUAUCAUCGUCAUCGUCAGCAUCCUUAUACCGUCAUCUCUAUCGCCGCCGUUGUCUCAUCGCUCACGCCUUGCAUAUUCAUCGCUCAUGCAUCACGAAAACUCGCACGUGCCGCACGAGAUGCAAAGGAAACCAGAAUAAUACGAGUGCAAGAAAGAGAGAGAAUGGGGGGGGGGAGGGGGGUCGCGUGUCUUGUAGCGCGAUAUGUCUUAUGGUCGAGAACUCGACGCGCAGCUCAUAUUUUAUUUGUCUCAUAUCCGUUAUGAGAAACGAAUCCGCACGUCAUUAAAAUGCCGGAAAGAGGACAGUCCUUAUUUAACGAAUGCUGCGAUUAUUUAUUAAUCGAGAUUACGUCGAGUACACGUUUCGUCACGUUCGCUCGAGAGCAUCCGAUAACUUUUCUAUCAAACAAUCGUUAGGUAUUAAUCGCAACAACGGUACAAUUAACCAACUGCGCCUCGGAAUUUUCUGUAAAUAAUCCGCUGCGGCACGUCGCAGUUCUCUUUACACAGAUCGAUAUCGAAUCGACACAUCUUCUGUACACGAGAAAUUGGAUUUCGUAAUAAAAGCUUUUCUUCGAUUAC